AUGCGACCUUCGGCGCCCGUCAUCUGCCUGGCGCUCCUCUGCCUGGGGCGCUCAUCUCUCGCCAUCGACCCCUCCUGGUACAACGCCGCCACCACCUUCAGCGGCAUCGCCACCUUCUACGGCCUGGGCUCUCACAGUGGCGGCCACUGCGUCCUGCGCAACCCCUUCCCCGCCUACUACGACAACCUGACGCCGCUGGCCAUCAACGCGCCCAUGUACGACGGCUCCGUGACCUGCGGCAUGUGCAUGCGGGUGUGGGGCGAGGGUGUUGGCAUUGGGACGACGCCCGUCAUCGGCCCCUUCAUGGCCUACGUGGCAGAUGAAUGCCCGGAGUGCCAUUACGGCGACCUAGAUUUGGCGGCGGACGGCGACGGCAGGUGGGAGAUCCAGUGGGAAGCGGUGCCGUGCCCGGACGGUCCCAUCACUUUCUACUUCGAGGGAAGCAACCCCUUCUUCCUCAAGGUGCAGCCGCGGGGCAUGAAGACGCCCGCGACGCGCGUGACAGUGGGCGGGCAGGCAGGAGUGAGGACGCCGGACAACUUCUUCGAGGUGCGCAACGGGGCAGGCUUCAGCUUCCCGGUGGAAAUCACGGUGGAGACGGUGCUGGGGUGCGAGUACAGAGCCCAGCUGGGCGGCUUUGGCAACAACGGCUUCGGGGAGGAGCGACCUGAGGGCCUGUUGAACUAUGUCUGCAACGGACCGGGAGGAGGGGAUCUGUCUCCACCGGAGCAGGUGGUCCUACCAGAGCCGUUUCAGGAGGUGCAACAGGGCCUAACGUCGACGGGAGACCAGGGUGGAUGCUCCGGCUUGUAUGGACAGUGCGGCGGGAUCAAUUAUAGCGGGGCGACCUGUUGCAGCGAGGGAGGGUGCACAGAGCUCAAUGCAUACUACUCGCAGUGCCUGUAG
This is a messenger RNA of Ostreobium quekettii, 906 nucleotides long. The record is from the annotation of a GenBank genome assembly. NCBI's taxonomy places the organism in Eukaryota, Viridiplantae, Chlorophyta, Ulvophyceae, Bryopsidales, Ostreobiaceae.